Messenger RNA from Anastrepha ludens (Mexican fruit fly), 3488 nucleotides. Its product is annotated as zinc finger protein sens. Lineage: Eukaryota; Metazoa; Arthropoda; Insecta; Diptera; Tephritidae. The record is from RefSeq and is a predicted model, not a curated record. The transcript is spliced from 4 exons. Bases 834 to 2573 code for a protein of 579 amino acids. Gene Ontology annotation, cellular component: nucleus.
CGAUUUUUUAAGCUUGAAAAUCAACCACUUCAGCGCUAAGCCACCAUCAAGAGCGUCGAUUGUUUUAUUCUCCACACUGCACACACACACGCGCGUAAUACAUAGUUUUACAGCCAACCCUACAGAAACAGCCAAAACCACCACCAUUAUCACCACCAACAACAGCAGCAGCAGCAUUGAAAGCGACCAACAACUGGCACACAAUCACCGUCAACGAGCCAACCAGCUAACAUCCAUUCUUACCAAUACCAGCACAACUCUCAGCCGAGUUUAAAACAGACUGUAUGACUGACUACGCGAUUGGGCUCUGGUCUGGUCGUAAGCAGCCAACGAAGAAAGAUUCAGUCAGGUGCCAAGCACCGUGCAACACGGACGUGUGUUCAAGUGGAUUAAAACUACAAAUAAAUGCCAAUACGAAUUUUAUAACAAAGUGCCUUCUAACUUUUUUAAUUGUGCAUUCUUGAUAAAAUGAUUUAGUCAAAGCUCAUGAAAGUUCAAAAGUGUUCAAGUACAUAAAUCAAAAACUUCUUCUGGCACGCUGAAAGGACAGACGGGACGUAUGUCGUGUAUUAUUUUAAGCCGCAGCGCAGAAUUGUAAUAUUUAAACAAGUGCUCUUACGCAAAAUACAAAAAUGUAUUAAACAUUUUAUGGUUUUCCAAAGUUAGUUAAUAAAAUUUGUGUUAAAUCAGAGAUUCAAAAUUUCAACUCAACGUACAGGCAUAACCUGUGCGCGCAGCUGUGCAAAUUCGAGGGGAGGCACAGUCAAAAUCAAGAAAUAUAAACAAAAAACUCAAAAAUAAAAAUACAAAUUUUUCCACACACGGCAUUCAAAAUGAAUCACCUUUCGCCUCCGCUCACACCGCAUUCGCAGAAACCAACACAAUCGCCAUCGUUGGCGACAUUCGCAAAUUCUUCACUUGAUGUGAAUCUUGACUCCACGAAGAAUUGGAUACAACAUGCGUCCACUUUCAAUUCGGUUAUUGCAUCGGCGCAGAAGUUAAAUAAUCUUCCCUUUCCAUACAAUUCACUUUUCUACUCCAGCGUCUUAUGGCCACAAUUCCUGCUCUCCUCUACAACAUCAGCGCUUGGCACACCCACCACUCCUACAACUCCCAACUCUCCCGCGUCGUUCGCCAACAAUCGUGACUACACACUCACCCCCGAAAAGGAUCAGGAAAAUGUAGUUGCCCCGCUGCAAGAUAGCAGCAAUGGUGAGGAUAUGCCGCUCAACCUAUCACUUAAGCAAACGUCGUCCUUGAAAAAAUUGUCGCGCUUCAGCCCCGAACGAAGAGAUGAGAGCAGCGAGGCUGGCCAAGUUACUGCCAAUGCUGUCGCGCAAAUUACAAGCACACCGCCACCAUUGCGAGCCGUCAACCUCAAAACCACCGUACCCAAUCCCACCGAGAAUACCUUGAUCAACAAACAGGAACAGCGUUCACCGACAAAACGGCGCUCGCAUAGCUCGCUCAUCUGGUCACCGGCAAGUAUGUGCGAGAAAAGGGAAGCGCCCGAGCCCGCAGUAAGCGUCGACUAUAGUGGCACGUAUGUUAUCGAUCCAAUAGUGCGUAAAUUUAAAUACGAACGUCGCGCCAACUAUCCACGACGUUCGAUUGGCGCGGGGUCUGGUGAUGUGUCGCUCGAAUCGCCACUCUCCUCCACUACAGCUUUGGCCACGCAAUUCAAUACUGCUGCCGUGGCAGCUGCAGCCCGUGCGCAAGAUCUGAAAGCGGCCAAUUUGGAGUUGGAAGUGGCUGCGCAACAACAAAUCUACGCGCAUCGUACCGCCUUCAUGGCCGGUCUGGCGACGGGCAAUAAUUUUGAAAUGUUGCAAGCACAUCUGAAGGAACUGCAGAGUCGAGCGGAUGCUUUCGUGCAAAACAACAACAAUGAAAAUUCCAUGGUAAGCAGGAAUGCAAGUCGCCUGGGAAGGGGUGGCAGCUACGAUAGCCACGAUGACGGCUUGGAACAACUGAAAACAGAAGAAGAUGCGGAUAUGGAUAUGACGGAGGAUGCGAUCCGUUACUCACCUAAUGAUUCGGUAUCCGCGCACGAGCAACAGCAACAGCAGUUGCACCAAUAUGUUGCACAACAACAACACCAACAUCCGGACUCGACGGCGAUCAUUAGCACAGCAGAUGUUCAUCACCGCUCGUACAGUUGCAGCAGCGAAGGCGAGGAGAAGCGUGGGACACGCAACUUUCAGUGCAAACAAUGUGGCAAAUCCUUUAAGCGUUCAUCGACUCUGUCUACACAUUUACUAAUACACAGCGACACUCGGCCAUAUCCCUGCCAGUAUUGCGGCAAGCGAUUCCACCAAAAAUCCGAUAUGAAGAAACACACAUACAUACAUACAGGUGAAAAGCCGCACAAAUGCACCGUUUGUCUUAAAGCUUUCAGCCAAAGCUCCAAUCUCAUCACACACAUGCGCAAACACACCGGCUACAAACCUUUCGGCUGUGGUCUCUGCGACCAGUCAUUUCAACGCAAAGUGGAUCUGCGACGUCAUCGCGAGAGUCGUCAUGAAGAGAGUUUGGCACCUGUGAAAAUGGAGGUGAGCAGCAGUAGUUGCUGAAGACACGCCUAUGGGCCGGAAGAGGCUCAGAACUAUAACGAGACUGGUAGUUUGUCGAUCAUGCCGCGCAACAGGUAUCCGUUAUGGAUUGGAUAAGCGAGUGCGGGUUCGAAGUAUCAGAAAGUGUCAUUAAUGUAGUGAUAUUUCGUGCACACAUUUGCAAACAUUUCGUACAUGCAUACAUAGUAUGCUUAGAAUAUUUAUUGAAGUUAUUUAAAUAGUGUUUAUAUAUAAAGACAUACACACACUUAGUUAACCGCAAUUAGUUUAGUUUACUUACGUCACGUAUUGUGUGGGCCCAGUUGGUCUGAUGAAAUACUAAGUCGUUUAAGCCAAAGUUUUGUACACACAAAUAUACAUACAUACAUACAUAUGUAUAUAGCAUAUAUAUAUGUUAAGUCGAUGAAGUUGAGCGUUUAGGCAAUAUUUUAAUAUAUUUUUAAGCAGUGAAUAUGUGUCAGUGUGUGUUAUUAUAUAGGUCUAUAAAAUGUUCUAAGCCUUUGAUUUUCUAACUGUUUAAGUGUUGCGUGUAAGAUAUUUCGUUUAAGUAAUUAGCAGUAAAGUUAACGUUGGAUGGAAAUACUUUAAGAGGAAUACCUAUUUAUUUUCCAGCCAUUGUCUAGUUAUAUAUUUUUGCUCAUUUAUUUUGCUCGAAUAAUUGGAAGACUAUUGAAAUAGUCAUAAUUGUACAUACAGUUUUAUAAAAAAUUGGACCUUUGAAAAACAUUUGGCCUUCUACAACAUAAAGAAUUAGAAUACUAAUGUUAAAGCAAAAUUUUGUUAAUGACGUCACAGCUAAAUAAACCAAAGAAUGUAUUUAGUUUUCUAAGUUGGAAUUAAACAUUAUUCAAAAUUUCGCUAGAAUUUCAAAUUUUAUGAACUAAUACCAAUUUGAUGAUUUUAUUUUAUAAUUUA